AUGCAGCAGCCUCCGCAGCCUGUGCCAGCAGGAGCAGCAGCUCCCCCUCCUGCCGGCAUCGCUCGGAACAUGUACUGGAGAAGCAGCUCACUCAGUAAACGAGCAAAUGCAACAGCUGCCCCGGUGCAGCCUGUGACAGACCCGUUUGCAUUUGGCAGACAGACUGCACAGAGUUCCUCUUUAGAUAAUCCAUCCAAGGGCAGUGCAUUGGUUAUGCAAAGCUCUCCCCCGGCGGGGAGUCCGCAGCCAGCCCUUACGCACACUUCACCACGGGCAGGGGACAAUCCUCAUGGACUGCACGCACCUUUAGCAGCUCCUGUACCUCAACCAGGAAUCAAUCCCAGUACGUUUUCUAAUGUUCCAGUUCCUUCUCCGUCCCCAGGAUAUGUUAUGAACAGUACUACAGAAGUGCAUCCAAAUGCAGAUCCUGGAUUCCGGGGACCUGCGGUGCCAUUGCACUAUAAUACAGGAGCAGCAGUUGAAAAUUCUUUCAGUGUGCAUCCUGGAAUGGCUGCAUCAAACAAACCUGGAGGUAGACAAGAUGUCAGCAGAGGUCCAAAUGACAUUCCUUCAGGACCCAGCACAGCAGCGUUCUUCCCUCCUCCUCCUCCUCAGCAGCCUGUGUCUCAGUGGAGGCCUGUUCAAGGUAACCUGCAGUCUCCAGUUCGAAAUUUUGUGCCCUAUCCUGAGCUGUCUUCCCAGAUCGACCUUCAUAACAUUUCUCAGUCUUCUGUUAGCACUUCUCAUCCUCCUCUGCAGGCAAAUUUACAGCAGGGUCCUGUGCACCAAGGUAUUCCACUAAAUGCCAUGCAAGCGCCUUCAGCCGUUGGUUGUGAAAAGAAUGGGAAAACUGGCUCAGCAAAUAGCAGUCACCACAUGAACAGCAUCCAGCCUGGCAAUGUGUUCAGGCAGAACACAGAAAUGACUAAUGCUUGGUUAAGUCAACCCUACCAGGAACAGUUUUACCCACAGCCACCAUUGCAAGACUCCAGUUUUGUCCUUCCCGCAGCUCAGGAAAAUAACCCCCAAAACCAGGCUCCGGAUAUGUCUGAAACAACAAAUAGACCUAUUCCCACAGAUCGAGAUUCAGGAACUCUCUCCAUGUUUUUCAAAGGGGAUGAGGCAGAAAAUGAAGAAAUACUUUCAUCUGAAAAAAAUUACAUGGUUGAGAAAACAGAGUUUGAUGCUUGUCAGCCCAAUUCAGCAUCCUUGUACCACCAGCCAGUGCAUCCUCAGCGCGUGGCAGCGAAUGUCCUUGCUCAGGCACAGGCUGGUGCAGGUUCAGUCAGUGAGAUGCUACAAAAGGGAAUGGAUCAGUACUUCCCUAAAAUUGUAAGCCAGCAGGAGGCACAGGCCACUAAGCACUCCAUGUUUGUUGGUGACGACAAGGCACAUAUAGGUGACAUGUCUGGUGGGUCACAGUAUGAGAAUGUUGAGAACCUGGAGUGCAUUCAGAAUCAAGAAGUGCUGCCAAGUGAACCACAGAACAUGAGUGCUUCAUCCCCUGCUGCUGGCCCUGAUCUGUACAGAUACGGAUCCUUCCCAGGUCAGGUGCUUCCAAAGAAUGCUGUUGUGAGCCAUGCUGAAGGAGGACCAAAUUUGGAGGCACCUGAUUCAUUACCUCAUCCUGUCCGACCAGAUAGUGUCUCUUCAAACUACAGCACCGUUAGCCACAGGAGUGCUUCCAGCUCAGCAAGGCCUCAAGAGCAAGUCGGUACAUUUAUUCAGCAAGAAAGUGGGAAGCCUGAUGAAGAAUCUUCUGCUAGUUUCUUUAAACAGAUUGACUCCUCUCCCCUAGGAGUUGAUUCCAGUGAGCUAAACCUGGGCAAGACCUACCAUGGUCAUCUGUCCCAGCCUCCAACCCCAAGCCCCCCUAAGCCUACAGGAGUGUUUCAGACAAGUGCAAAUAGUUCUUUUGAACCUGUGAGGUCCCAUGGAGUUGGUAUAAAACCUGCAGAGAUUGACCAAGCAAAGAUGGUGGUUGAGUUAAGAGAGAACCACUCAAACCAGAAGAAUAUCAAGAAGAGUGCAGCUGUGCCAGCUGCAUCCCCAGGCAAUCUCGAGCAGCCACCAGAUAAUCUGGAGACUAUUUUCAUGCCUCAGGUACACCCACUGCCUCUUGCAGUCACUGGUGAAGCUGGAAAUAAGUUGCACUCUGGACAUGUUAUGGAAAACAUACAAUCAGUAUCUGAGCGAAGGUCCUCAACAAGAGCUCAGGGAGCAGUUAAGAAGUGUGAUAGCCCAGCAACAACUCUGUGGGCUCAUAAUGAGUUGCCUAAUUUUGGGGGAAAUGUUCUUCUAGCUCCUGCUGCUCCUGCAGUGUAUGUACCUGCCAAACAAACUGUAGAAGUCAUUCAGCCGCCAGAAGAAGGCCUGUCUAAUCAGCAGCCAAGCAAACCAGGGACUAUGGGUGUGCAGCUGCCCCAGGAUGGAAAUAUAACUUCUGAAAAUCUGGAGAAUCCUCCCAAAAUGGGAGAAGAGGAGGCACUUCAGUCUCAGGUGACAAAAGAUGUACAGCAUCAGGCUGUAUCAGACAGAGCUGCACAGGGAGCGUUGCCAUCUCAACCACAAAUGCAAGUAGCUCAGAUGCAGCAGCCAGCAUCAUCUGGGAAGCCCUCGCUUCCUUCAAACUACCAGGUUGCUGCAGGAACUAAGGCCAUGCAGGCAUCACAGCAGCAUGAGAACCAGGUGCUGAGCAGCCAUCCUCAGCCUGUGGGACCCCAGGAGGCAAGUUCAGCACAGCAGCCAACAGGGUACGAUCAAACGAGUCCUGACAAGCAGCGAGCAUCUGGACAGCCGCCUGGUGCUCCAACAUCUACAGCCCCUUCAAGCACCACCAGUCAGCCAGCCAUGCCAAACGUGCAGCAGGACCUGCAGCGUCCAUCCCUGCCUCAGACUCCUCAGGAUGCCUUUGGUCCGCCCCAGAACCCUUACUACUACUACAGACAUCCUUACGAUCCUUACCAACCUCCAUAUCCACCACCUUAUCCUCCUGCAGACCCCAGAACAGCAGCUCAUCUUUAUUACAUGGAGGAUACCUACGGACAGUAUGACCCCCGGUACCGACACUACGACAGCACCAGCACUGCUUACAUGGAGCCCGGGAGCUACCGGUAUCCUGAGCCUGAACGUCCGAGUUCCAGAGCAAGUCACUGCUCUGACAGGCCGCCUUCUAGGCAAGGGUAUGCUGAAGAUUAUUAUACCAAAAGUGGAUGGAGUGAUUAUUACUCAGGCUAUUACCCAAACUCAUAUGAUUAUGGAGAUCCAAGUCGCUGGGAACGUUACUCAUCAGCAUAUGACCCCAGAUACAGAGAUCCUAGAAGCUAUGAUCAGAGGUAUUGGUAUGAUGCUGAGCACAACCCUUACCAGAAGAGAGAAGCGUAUCCAUAUGGAAACAGACAUGACCGAUAUGAUGAUAACUGGAGAUAUGACCCUCGUUUCACUGGCAGCUUUGAUGAUGACUCUGAACCCCAUCGAGAUCCUUACGGUGAUGAGUUUGACAGGCGCAGUGUGCACAGCGAGCACUCUGGCCACAGUCUGCGGAGCUCCCGCAGUGUUCACAGUCACCAGAGCAGUUUCAGCUCUCGCUCUCAGCAGAGCCAGCUGUAUAGGAGUAAUCACGAUCUAACGGCUAAUACGUAUGAAACCGCGCAGGCAGCGUCACUCCAUGCAGAUUAUCCCUAUGGUGGAUACGCUCCCAACUUUGAUGGACAACAGCCUUUUACAGAUUAUGGCUACCCGCCUGAAACUGGAUGGUCAGCAGUGGAACAAGCACCUUUAAGGCCCUCAACACCUGAGAAAUUUUCAGUGCCUCAUAUCUGUGCCAGGUUUGGUCCUGGAGGCUUCUUAAUCAAAGUGCUGCCAAACCUGCCUUCAGAAGGACAGCCAGCUCUGGUUGAGAUACACAGUAUGGAGACUAUGCUACAACAUUCUGCAGAGCAAGAAGAGAUGAGAGCGUUCCCUGGUCCUCUUGCUAAGGAUGACACCCAUAAAGUGGAUGUUAUUAAUUUUGCACAAAAUAAAGCUACACAGUGCUUUAAGAAUGAAAACUUAAUUGACAAAGAAUCUGCAAGUCUGCUCUGGGACUUCAUUGUACUGUUGUGCCGGCAGAACGGGACUGUUGUGGGAACAGACCUGGCAGAACUUCUGCUCCGAGAUCAUAAAACUGUGUGGCUUCCUGGGAAGUCCCCUAAUGAGGCGAAUCUGAUUGAUUUCACUAAUGAGGCUUUGGAACAAGUGGAAGAAGAAUCUGGUGAAGCCCAACUCUCGUUUCUCACGGAUAAUCUUCUAACCACAAUCGACAGUCUUGAGAAAGAGACAGAGAGAUUCAGAGAGUUGUUGCUUUAUGGCCGCAAGAAGGAUGCUUUGGAGUCUGCCAUGAAACAUGGUUUAUGGGGUCAUGCUCUGCUACUUGCCAGCAAAAUGGACAGCAGAACACAUGCAAGAGUUAUGACCAGAUUUGCCAACAGUCUCCCAAUUAAUGACCCUCUGCAGACUGUUUACCAGCUCAUGUCUGGAAGGAUGCCAGCUGCAUCCACGUGCUGUGGAGAUGAAAAAUGGGGAGACUGGAGGCCUCAUCUAGCAAUGGUGUUAUCCAACUUGACCAAUAAUGUGGACUUGGAAUCCAGGACCAUUGCUACCAUGGGAGACACUCUUGCUUCAAAAGGCCUGCUGGAUGCUGCUCAUUUUUGUUACCUUAUGGCCCAAGUUGGUUUUGGAGUUUACACAAGGAAGACAACAAAGCUUGUCCUGAUUGGAUCAAACCAUAGCUUGCCAUUUUUUAAGUUUGCCACCAAUGAAGCCAUUCAAAGAACAGAAGCCUAUGAAUAUGCACAGUCCCUGGGAACUCAGCCUGGCUGCCUACCCAACUUCCAGGUUUUCAAAUUCAUCUAUGCUUGCCGACUAGCUGAAAUGGGACUUGCCGCUCAGGCUUUCCAUUACUGUGAAGUGAUUUCCAGAACAGUCCUGAAAGACCCACAUUACUAUUCACCUGUACUUAUUGACCAGCUAAUCCAGAUUUCAUCCCAGCUGCGCCUGUUUGACCCACAGAUAAAAGAAAAACCAGAACAGGAAUCUUUCAUUGAACCUUCUUGGUUAGUAACGCUUCGACAUGUGGAUGGACAGAUCAAGGAGGGUACAAUAGCUUAUAACACAGACAGAUCCACCCCACCACCAUAUGCCUGUAGUACACCAAGCUCUGAAUUAGACCGUGCUAGUCAAUGUGAUGGAGCAGGAGUUGGCCAUGACAUGGGUCCAGGUGCUGAAAAUGCAUUGUUAGCAUCCUUACUACCCAAUGUGGCCCAACAGAUGCAAAGUGUGCAGCUCAUGCCUUCAGUACCUCAGGCUGACCUUGAUGGAUCAGCUGCUGUGAUUCCUCCUGGUGACCAGGAAGCUGUCCGAAGUGUCCCUUUCUAUCCAGUGGCUUCCCAGUCUAUUGGUCCAGGACAUGGCUUUGCACCUCCAGGAUUUUCAAAUCCUUAUGGAACUGAACCAUCACCACUGUAUUUAGGGUCAGCAGUACCACCAGGGGGGCCUCCACAAGAAAUUGAACCACGGGCGGAAGAGCAGACAAACCUGGAAACAGGAAUGCAGAGAAUUGCCCCGGAGUCUCCUGCACAGAAUUCUUUUCCUGACCAGAGAGAGGAGGAUUUCUAUGGCAGAAUGGCUAGCAUGGGCUAUGGGCGAAGAUCCCGAACGACUUCAGAGUCCUCUGCUCAUUCUGUGGGACGAGAGAGAUCGAAUUCUGCAGCAAAACAGCCCUCUCCUUCUCCCUCUGUUCCUGCAGGGAAAGAGACUAAAAAGGAAACAAAAAAGGAGGCAGCACCUAGAAAGACUGGUGCAACCUGGUUUCGCUGGCUGAUGGGAAAAGGAAAGAAUGAAGCUCACCUUCCAGAUGACAAGAACAAAUCAAUUGUUUGGGAUGAACAGAAACAACGCUGGGUUAAUCUGGAUGAACCAGAAGAAGAGAGCAAGCCUCCACCACCACCUCCAACGGGAUUUCCUAAAGUUCCUCAGGCUGCUCCACCUGGACCUGGAGGCGGACCUGGAGGCCCUCCUGGUGCCCCUGUCAACAUGUUCUCCAGGAGAGCAGCUGGAAGCAGAGCCCGUUAUGUUGAUGUCCUGAAUCCAGGUGGAACCAAGUCAAGUGGUGCUCUUCCAGCACCAUCAGACCUAUUUGCCCCCUUGGCACCAAUGCCAAUUCCUGCGAAUGUGUUUGUUCCAAACUCAGUUCCAGGGGAACCCCAGCCAGUGGAAGGGAGUGGUGCAGCAGAACAUGCACCAGCUGCAAAUCAGACCAGCACAGAUCCUGCUGCUACUGUGGAACCAGAGUACUUAAACCCUGCAACCCUUCCUCCUGGAUCUGGACUUCCCGUUGCUAACCCUGAUGGCUCCCAGUCAGGCGAGCUUUCGCGCUCUAGUUCAAUGAGUUCAUUAUCACGUGAAGUAAGCCAGCAUUUUAAUCAGCCUGCCGCUGUGCCGCCCGCGGGGGGACCUUCAGCAGGCGCAGUUCCCUUCUACAAUCCUUCACAAUUUGCACAAUCUCCUGCAGUCACUGGAAGUUCAAGACCGGGAAGAAUUGGGCAGAGAAAGUAUCCAACAUUGAAGUAG
Nestor notabilis (Kea) is the source of this 6609-nucleotide messenger RNA. It is a transcript of the gene SEC16A, whose product is annotated as SEC16 homolog A (S. cerevisiae). Gene Ontology annotation, cellular component: ER to Golgi transport vesicle membrane; endoplasmic reticulum exit site. Gene Ontology annotation, biological process: autophagy; Golgi organization; COPII vesicle coat assembly. The transcript is spliced from 31 exons. The record is from RefSeq and is a predicted model, not a curated record. Lineage: Eukaryota; Metazoa; Chordata; Aves; Psittaciformes; Psittacidae. Bases 1 to 6609 code for a protein of 2202 amino acids.